Rhinichthys klamathensis goyatoka is the source of this 1523-nucleotide messenger RNA. RefSeq names its product tissue alpha-L-fucosidase-like. The transcript has 8 exons. The coding region runs from base 24 to 1382 and encodes 452 amino acids. The record is from RefSeq and is a predicted model, not a curated record. Lineage: Eukaryota; Metazoa; Chordata; Actinopteri; Cypriniformes; Leuciscidae. Gene Ontology annotation, biological process: glycoside catabolic process; fucose metabolic process. Gene Ontology annotation, molecular function: alpha-L-fucosidase activity. Gene Ontology annotation, cellular component: lysosome.
ACGUCUGUGAGGUGUGAUCAAUCAUGCAAGUGACUUUGAGUCAGAUAUCGCUGGUUCUUUGUCUUCUAUCAUGCGCUUUAUCAUUCGGUGCUCGAUAUACACCAGACUGGGCCAGUCUGGACUCCAGACCUCUGCCUGAAUGGUACGACGAGGUGAAGUUCGGGAUCUUUGUUCAUUGGGGGGUGUUUUCAGUGCCCGCGUUCGGCAGCGAGUGGUUCUGGUGGUACUGGAGAGGCGCACACAUAUCUGAUUAUGUCCAGUUCAUGAUUAAAAACUACCCCCCUGGAUUCAGCUACACGGACUUCGCUCCUGAUUUCCACGCGCAGUUUUUUGACCCUGAUGAGUGGGCUGAUAUUUUCGAAGCUUCAGGAGCAAAAUAUGUGAUCCUCACAUCGAAACACCACGAAGGCUUCACAAAUUGGGGCUCCCCAUAUUCCUGGAACUGGAAUUCUGUUGAUAAUGGACCUCACAGGGAUCUUGUUGGAGAUUUGGGCAAUGCAAUAAGAAAGAGGUCUCUGCAUUAUGGACUUUACAACUCUCUGUAUGAAUGGUUCAAUCCCAUCUAUCUGAGUGACAAGGCAGCUGGUUUCAAGACUCAGGAUUAUGUUGCAAAAAAAGCUAUGCCAGAACUCAUCGAACUGGUCAACAGGUACAAGCCAGACCUGAUUUGGUCAGACGGGGACUGGGAAGCACCUGACACUUAUUGGAACUCUACAGAAUUCCUCGCCUGGCUCUACAACGACAGUCCGGUCAAAGAUGUGGUGGUGACCAAUGACAGAUGGGGGAAUGGCUGUUACUGUAAACAUGGAGGUUAUUUCAACUGUGCUGACAAGUUCACUCCUGGACAUCUGCCCAAUCACAAGUGGGAGAAAUGUCAGUCAGUGGACACAAUAUCAUGGGGUUAUCGCCGAAAUAUGAAACUAACCGAACUGAUGGAUCUACCAUCCAUCAUAAAGGACCUGGUCUACGUCGUGGCCUUAGGGGGGAAUUACCUGUUGAAUGUGGGACCCACAGCAGACGGCGUGAUCGCACCUGUCUUUGAGGAGCGUCUCAGAGGAAUUGGAGCCUGGCUGAAGAUCAACGGUGAAGCCAUCUAUGCAACUAAAGCUUGGAGAGUUCAGGCUGAGAAUGCUACAGUUCUUACCUGGUAUACUUCAAAAAACACCAGCACUGUGUAUGCGAUCUUCACCUCCAAUCCCAUGCAAAACUCCUUUAAGCUUUCUAUGCCCAAAACCUCCGACAGCACAGUGGUGACUUUGUUGGGGAACCCUGAGCCUUUGAAAUGGGCUCCUUUGAAAACAACAGGACUGAUAAUUCUCCUGCCUGAUCUGCCUUUCUCACCCGCUGAAGCCUGGACACUCAAGCUGGACGGGGUGGCCUAAACCUAAAGCCUUUAAAACUUUUAAAGUCGCCAUGAAAUCAAAUUUUACAAUUUGUGUUUUUAUAUGUAAUAUUGUAGUGCUUAUUAUAAAUGAUUUAUCUGUGCACUUCAUUAAUUUAAAAACAAUCAUGUACCCUUAUAA